This is a messenger RNA of Mucor velutinosus, 837 nucleotides long. RefSeq lists its product as uncharacterized. The transcript has a single exon. The record is from RefSeq and is a predicted model, not a curated record. NCBI's taxonomy places the organism in Eukaryota, Fungi, Mucoromycota, Mucoromycetes, Mucorales, Mucoraceae. The coding region runs from base 1 to 837 and encodes 278 amino acids.
AUGGUAUUCAACAACGCAACAACCACAAGAUGGAAGGAGGACGAUAGCAAUAAAUGGACCGAAGUAGUUUCUAAAAAGAAGCAAUAUCAGCAGCAGCAACAGCAGCUUCAACAGCAACUACAACUACAACAACAACAACAACAGCAGCAGCAGCAUGGUGUUGAUGAUCCAUUUGCUGGUAUGAAAUCCUGUGUUGAUUACGAGCAAGAGAUAGAAAGACUGAAACAGCUUGUGCCCAAGGUGCCUGCUGAUAGUCAGCACAAGAAGCGACCAUCAUUAGAGAAGAAAUUUAAUACCAAUACUAAUACAAAUACAACAUCUAAUACAGCUACAUCAACCACAACCACAUCUAAUCAUACCAACAAUAACCAUAACUUCUUGAACAACGAAUUUAUUAAUACCAACAACACGACCUCCACUAUUGCCUCUCCUACAUCUACUACUACCUCUGCCUCUAACGCCACAAACAACCCUACAUCCACUGCUUCCACUAUCUCUCGCUCUAAUUCGCCAGAUACAACUCACUCGUCAGACUCUGAUGUCUCUUCAGUUCUCUCUGAUCACCAAAUUGUUACAGAAGAAGAGAAAUUACGUUUCUUGGCAUUCGUCCGCAGCUGGACAGGUGACUGGCGUAAGGGCGCCAUGAUGGAUGAUUUGACUUCAUCAUCCAACUCACUAUGGGCAGAUCAAUCGCCGUGGAGUCGUCGCCACAAUGUACAGUCGCAGCAAUAUUACUCAUAUCAACAGCCCACUAUGCUCAACAAGCAUGGUCAACAGCCAAUUGGCAUGGGUAGAAAAACUCAUCAUCAUCAGCAAUCAUUUGGUUAUGCAUUGUAA